Molecule: messenger RNA, 2253 nt
Organism: Alternaria atra
Lineage: Eukaryota; Fungi; Ascomycota; Dothideomycetes; Pleosporales; Pleosporaceae
Exons: 1
Coding region: 1-2253 (750 amino acids)
Cellular component (GO): membrane
Source: RefSeq, a predicted model, not a curated record
AUGGCCGCCGAAUACCAACCACAUGAGGACCCCAGUGGCGUGAUAGGCAUUGGGACAGGUCCUCAAGUCAUUAGCACCUCGGGUGUAUUGGAUGUCAUCAUGGGACCACUCCUCAACUACAGACGCACCAGCAACGAGCAGUCCGGGCAGCCCGUCUGGCAUGGCAGUGUCCUAAUCGUUACCACGCCUGGACAGCAGAACCCGAACGAGGCACAGCCGAACCCUCAGCUUGUACUCUCACCAGCUGGCGCAGUCGACAGGAAUAUCAGUGACGCAAGGUUUAGCGUAGAUGCGCGCACCUUUCACGGGGAGAAGCUUUACGAAGACGGCAAGAGGGCCUUCUGGCGCUUCCGGAUCAAUGCACCCAUGCAGCCAUUCGAGUCAAGAUGGCGUUACGAUAUCCAGAACCUCAAGUACACCGACAUUCAGAAGCAGGAGAAGCCGCAGAAUUUCGUCAUACCUUCAAUCACCCAGUCGAUGCGCAUCAUGUUCCACUCUUGUAACGGCUUCAGUGUCGGUACUGACAUGGACGUCUGGUCUGGUCCCGUACUGUGGAACGACGUCCUACGCAUGCACGAACAGCGACCCUUCCACGUCAUGAUUGGAGGAGGCGACCAGAUCUACAAUGACGGAGUGCGAGUAGACGGCCCGCUCAAGCCCUGGACCGACAUCCACAGUCCUCAUAAGCGACGGGAAUUCCCAUUCGGCCAGCAAAUGCGUGCCGACUGCGACGAAUACUACUACAACAACUACGUCAAGUGGUAUGGCCACGCGCCCUUCUCCACUGCUAACAGCCAGAUCCCCCAAGUCAACAUCUGGGACGACCACGACAUCAUUGAUGGCUUUGGUUCAUACACCGAUCACUUCAUGAACUGCGCUGUCUUUAGGGGUAUCGGCGGUGUUGCGCACAAGUACUACCUUCUCUUCCAGCACCAUCUUGCUCCUCCAAAGAGUACUUUUACGACCGAUGCGCCACAGACAACCGAUGUAACCGGUCAGGGACAAAGAACAACGCCUGCCGACCCUGCGCAGGUAGAAAACACUUUCGUUAUGACCAACGAUGAGGGCGACCCAUCAUACCUCAUUGGUUCAAAGCCUGGCCCAUAUGUUGAGGAACGCAGCCGCAGUAUCUUCUGUCAGCUAGGUGCGCGCAUUGCCUUUGCUGGUAUUGAUGCGCGAACAGAGCGUACCAGACAUCAGGUCAACUACCCCGAGACCUACAAGAUGCUCUUUGAUCGUCUGGAUGCUGAGUUCACCGCGAACCCAGAGCUCAAGCACAUGAUCUUGCUGCUUGGUGUCCCCAUCGCCUACCCCCGCUUGAUCUGGCUCGAGAACAUCUUGCAGUCACCCCUGAUCGCACCCAUCAAGUUCCUGAACAAGCGCUUCGGCUUCGCUGGAGGCUUCUUCAAUCAGUUUGACGGCAAGGUCGAUUUGCUCGAUGACUUGGACGAUCACUACACUGCGCGUCAACACAAGGAGGAGCGUCGUAACCUCAUGCACAGCCUCCAGGCAUUCUCCAAGAAGUUUUCCGUACGCGUCACCAUCCUCGGUGGAGACGUACAUUUAGGAGCCAUUGGUCGUUUCUACACCAACCCCAAGACACACCAGAUCCCCGCAGAAGCUGACCACCGCUACAUGCCCAACAUCAUCAGCUCCGCCAUCACCAACAAGCCCCCACCCCAAGCUGUCGCAAACUUGCUCGCCCGUCGAAACAAGAUCCACCAUCUUGACAAGGAAACCGACGAGACCCUUCUCGAGAUCUUCGACCGCGACCCAGCUCUACCUGACGGUGUGAACGCAACGAACGGCACAUCCACCGCUCAAAUCAACGGCGACAGCAAAGAUGGAAAGAUUGAACCCAAAACCUCUGCCGCAAACCACGCCACAAUGCCCUCCCGUAAUUACGCCAUCAUCUGCGAAUCCGCCAUUCCUACCCCCUCAACUCUCGGCGUACCUCCCGGCUCCGCCCCCUCCAUUCACACCAAUAACACCGCCGCAUCCAAGAUUUCUGCUGCGCCUGGCAAGAAAGACAACAUGCGUCUGGGCUUCCAUCUCGGUGAAGAGAAGGCUGGCACUCAGCAUCCGGCUGCGGGUGGUAUCAACCCCUCGGGUCUUUGUGGACCAUAUGGGUUGGAUGUUACGCUCAGGGUGGAGAUAAGCAAUCAGGAUAGGGAGGGCAGGACCGACGGGUAUGGGUUUAGCAUUCCGGCGCUGGAUUGCUCGGCUUAUGCUGAUCGGGAUGCUAAGUGGUAG